Messenger RNA from Daucus carota subsp. sativus, 1474 nucleotides. RefSeq names its product early nodulin-like protein 1. NCBI's taxonomy places the organism in Eukaryota, Viridiplantae, Streptophyta, Magnoliopsida, Apiales, Apiaceae. The record is from RefSeq and is a predicted model, not a curated record. The transcript has 2 exons. The coding region runs from base 129 to 1361 and encodes 410 amino acids. Gene Ontology annotation, molecular function: electron transfer activity. Gene Ontology annotation, cellular component: plasma membrane.
UAACUCUUCAUCAUCCUUUGUAUUUCAGUUGAUGCUCAUCCUUUUGUAUCUGCAACAUAUUUGUAACAUACAUAACAUUUUGUAAUAUUUUUGAUCUCUCUCUGUGUCUCUGUGUCACGCAGGUACAUAUGGCGUCUUCCAUGUUCGUGCGGUUCAGCUUUGUGGUGGUGGUGAUGGUGGUGGGCUGCUUGGUGGAGCCAUCUGAUGCUUUGGAGUACUAUGUGGGUGGUAAAGAGGGCUGGUCUUUGAAGCCUUCCAAGACCUUCAAUCACUGGGCUUCACUUAACCGCUUCCAAGUCCACGAUUCUCUCAUUUUCAAGUACGAAAAUGGAACGGAUUCGGUUCUUCAAGUUGAUCAAGAGGGCUACAUCACAUGCAACAAAACAAAUCCCAUACUGGCUUUGGAGAACAAAGGCGAUCACUCCACUUUCGAUCUGGAUCAUUCGGGAUUCUUUUUCUUUAUCAGCGGUCAUGCCGAUAAUUGCCAAAAGGGGCAGAAGGUUAUUAUCUUGGUGAUGGCACCCAGAAACUACACCCAUAAAUCUCCAACUCAUGCGCCUGCUCCAUCCCAGCAAGCUUCAGCUCCUGGACCGUCUGUCGUAGAGGGAAUUAGUCCUGUUUCGGGUCAGGCACCAGGGCCUUCCCAGGGAAUUAGUCCUGUUUCGAGCCAGGCACCCGCUCCAUUCCAGGAAAUUAGUCCUGUCUCGAGCCAGGCACCAGGGCCAUCUCAGGGAAUUAGUCCUGUUUCAAGCCAGGCCCCGGCUCCAUUCGAGGGAAUUAGUCCUGUUUCGAGCCAGGCACCAGGGCCAUCCCAGGGAAUUAGUCCUGUUUCGAGCCAGGCACCAGCUCCAUUCCAGGGAGUUCCACAUGUUUUACCUCCAGCACAAUCUCCUGUCCACAAACCUCGUCCUAUUACAAGUCCAGCACCAGCACCGUCUCGAGUCGGCUCAAGUACCCAUCAUCACACACAUAGUCCCGCACCAGCACCGUCUCGAGCUGGUGCAAGUACUCAUCAUCACACAACACCAGCGCCAGCACCGUCUCGAGCUGGAACAAGUACAAGUACUCAUCAUCAUCACACACACAGUCCCGCACCCUCACCGUCUCGAGUUGCCACAACUACUCAUCAUCACCCUCCCGCAGCCUCUCCGGUCCAGCAAGUCACUGCGGCUCCAAGUCCAGCUCCGACGCCAAUCAACAAGAAUCCCCCGGCUGCAUCCCCAGGCCCUUCUCAGGCAGCAGCGCCAGGACCGUCUGAUCAAGCUCCGUCUCCAGACGACGGUCAAUCUGCAGCUGCAGCGACGUCGUUCGGGGGUGAUUUACUGAUGGCAGCGCUGUUAGUUUGGAUGAUUUUUACCUGAAAUGAGUUGUAUUAUGUAAGCGCAUUUAAUAUUUUUGAUCGUUUGUAGAUGUUGGAUGUUUUCUCUACAGUAGACGUUAAGUAUGCAUGCAGUGUGUUUAGGUGAAAAUAAAG